AUGGAGCCUCCUCCUCCUCGUCGGGCCGGUCUGCGGUCGCCGGUGCCUCCUGCCGCUGUAUCACCAAACCCAUCCCGUUCAACGUCGAAGCAGAGCAGUCGGCCUGGCUCAAGCGGAAGUGACGCUUCGGCAUCCUCGAGCCUCUCUGUCGUGAAAAGAUCCCCCUAUGUCCACCAGCUACCCAAAUUCUCGUUACAUAACAAUAUCAGUAAUACCUCUCUGCCUUUCCACACGAGACCGUCCGCCCAAUACAUGCCUCGAGAUGGAACUGCGAAACAGAACCUAGCUCCUCCAAGUGAACUUCAGAAGCACCGCCCUCGGCAGCACUCUCAGGGAUACUUCGAGCCAUCGAUGCCAUCAGCCUCUCUUGCAAGCCAAUCGGCCCUUCACGACAACACAGGCAUGCACGGCCUCACGCCAUCCCAGAUUGCGGCGCAAGCUGCAAUGCAACACCUGAAUGCGGCCAACCACAACCGCAGAAGAUCCCAGACUGUGCCAUCUCCGCAAGAGCAGAAUCAGCAAGAGAUUCGUCGGGAAAGCCGGGGCUCGACAGGUUCUCACGACGCUCAAACGUCGCCUACAGCUCUGGACCAGCAAUACCGGAACGGCUUGGUGGGUACUAAUGCGGCCGCCACAGCAGCAAGUGUGGUAUUCCCGCGCAAUGCUGCUUCAUCGAGCCAAGUAUCCUUGAUGGAAGAGGAAAAGUCCAAGAAGGGGUUGAAAAGAUUUAGACCAAAACAUAUGGUGCUAUCACGAGACAAGGACAAAGAAACGAAGGAGAAACCUCCACCAUCACCCAACAGACACGCCCCAAGCGGUCUAUCCAAGGUCAUGAAUGCUUCGACUACAAGUCUGGCUGAAUCCCUCUCAUCCACCAACUCCUCUCUCUAUCAGAUGGCUAACCCAUCGUCAUCAACCAUCGUCUCUUUCUCAGAGGCAAAGGACAAGGCACACAAACAUCACGGCCUACGUCAGAAACUAAAACUGAAGGACAAGGAUGAAUCCUAUGCACUACCCUUGUCAUCCGCGAAUUCGAAUUCGCGACCUGUGGAUAUCAACAACCCAUCAUCACUUUACUCGUUCGCUCCGUCCUCCCCUGCACCGUCCUCCAGCUUCUCGAAGACAGUCUCGGGGUUGGACCUGCGACAUGGAGGCCGCGCCCUACGAGAGAAGAAGAAAGAGGAGAAGGCUCAUGCUCUCGCCAGUCUUGAGCCUGUUUACAGUCGUGGCGAAAGCGACACCUCUGAAUGGCCGUCGUUGGGCACGAGUUUCACCAACUCAUCCGUGACCAAUUUCAAUUCAUAUACCGAAGUUAAAGAAGCGGGUAUAAGUUUUGGUCUAUCCAAUAUGUCAGCCGAUGAUGCCUGGGACCUUCUCAGAGCCAAAAUACUCGUCGUCUUUGAAGGUGAGGCGGUGCGGAUUGCGGUGGAAGACUUGAACAAACUGGUCACCAUUCACGUGCAGAGGUGCGUUCAAAGAAGAGAUCCCAGCAUUAUCAUUGGAGAUCUGGAAGAUCUACUGAAGACCGGUUUUCUCAGCCUCAACCAUACUUUGCGCCAAGUGUCGGAUGACAGACUCAUUCCCCAUCUAGUGAGCAUGUGGACUCUGGUGUUUGGUUCCAUUUUGCCGUUCAUGCAAGCGGUCUUUCUUCCCCUGGACCAAGAAUUCAAAGGCAGAGGCAGCAUACUCACCAGUCCUAAACUGGCAGCGGAAUUUUGGGGUGCUUUACCAAGCGCUGAAACCGGCAGUACUUUGUCAUCGUCGCCUGCUGCUGGGGACGGCGCCGGCUACGCUGUGUCUGCCGGAGAAGAAUUGGAAGUGCGACGAAUCCUGCUCAUUGCAUUCCGAGACAUGAUCGUUCUUCCCCGGUUUGAGGUGUUGAAAGCGACUUUCUCUCGACUCAGCCUUGAAAGUAUCAAUGCGACCUUGUCACAUUUCGAUGGUGGCAAUAGAAAUCGUGGGAACAGUGGGGGUAGUGACAGACCGGCCACUGCGCAAGGCAUCGAGCCGAUGUAUGGCAGCUACAACUCUCAGAGCAGCACGCUGCUGGGAAGCGUGGGGUCUGGCGGCAGGUCUCGAGCAACCUCGAACCUCUCGGUGGUGAGCAAUCCAGCGCAGGACGUGGCUUUUCAGUCCUUUAGUUCUCCACCAGCGGCCAGACCAACCGAUAGCUCAUCGGCCCAGGUCACCGAGACUGUUGGCCGAAUGCUCCAGUGCCUGUCAGUCCUAUGUUCAAUCCAGUCAGGGGACGAUGCUCAGGGAAAGAUGGAAGAGCUCAACAGACAGCUCAAGUUGAAUUGGCUCGGUCGUGGGCGCACCGGACGCAACAGGAAGGGGUUCGUUGGGAGCAGAGUCAGGCCCAUGGGUAGCGUGAGCUCCACGAUACGGGAGUUCAAUCGCGAUGGCAGCCCAACUCCCACGCCUACUAGGCAAGGGACCGUCAGCAGACAAGACGAGACCGCCCGAGGUGCCGUAUAG
Molecule: messenger RNA, 2478 nt
Organism: Capronia coronata CBS 617.96
Lineage: Eukaryota; Fungi; Ascomycota; Eurotiomycetes; Chaetothyriales; Herpotrichiellaceae
Exons: 1
Coding region: 1-2478 (825 amino acids)
Biological process (GO): TORC2 signaling
Cellular component (GO): TORC2 complex
Source: RefSeq, a predicted model, not a curated record